This is a messenger RNA of Linum tenue, 279 nucleotides long. Lineage: Eukaryota; Viridiplantae; Streptophyta; Magnoliopsida; Malpighiales; Linaceae. The record is from the annotation of a GenBank genome assembly.
AUGUCGAUGGCGAGGAGAUCAAGAUCGAGUAGCUGUACCCUCUUCUUCAUCGUGGUUGUUCUGCUGGUGACGGUGUUUUCGACACAUGUCAACGCCGGCAGAGCACUCCGGUCAGAUGCUCUGCCCAUCGCCGGAUGCGACCAAGCGGACGGCGGGCAAGCCGGCGCCGGUAUAGCUUCAUUCGUCGCCUCUUCGAAUAAUUCUAGCGGCAGCGUUUCGUUGCGGGGGUUGAUGUUUAGGCUGGCUUCUGGGCCUAGCAAAAGAGGCCCCGGCCAUUGA